CUGUUUUCAACUCUCAUUUACAGCUUUACAGCUUUAAAGCUAUCACUCAAGCGUUUUAUCGGUCCUAUCGCAUUAUCGCUCUUGUCUAAUAUAAAGUUAAUGGUCGUUUAUCGCUCAAAACGCUUUACAGCUUUUGGUGUGAACGCACAGUAACAGAAUAUAAAGGUCCAGGGAUUAUUGUCUUUUAAAUUUCACUCCCUAGCACUAGGAGGCGCUAGAUUAUUUUCUUUUUUGUUGUUUGGCUGUGAAAACGGAACAGAAGGAUACGACCUCUAGUCGAGUCCGAUACCGCACAAAGCGUCUCUACAACAGAACCGAAUCAUGUCUGGACUCGUUAAGGCUGCCGCGGCCCGUGUGGCCCCUGCAAUGCGGACCGGCAUCAUCACCCAGCGGGCCUCCCUCUACACCCGGCCCGCUAAGGAGAAGCUCGGCACCGCCGAAACUGCCAUCGGACUUGGCAUGUUCUCCUUGGCCAUCCUGGGACCAUCUGGAUGGAUUCUAGCCCACUUGGAGGAAUACAAGAAGAAAGAAUGAGGACAUUUGUUUGGUGCAUACAACUCCUCAAUGAGUUUCCUGGGACCAUGUGCAGAUACCUGAGUGUGAGGGCGCAGUCUGAACCUUCUCUCUACUCCUACCUCAACGGCAGUUACAUUCUUCAUCUUCCAUUUGAAUACCGUUGACUUGUUAUUUGACAUGUGCCCUUAUAAGGGCAUUCUAACAAUGUUAAUAAAUCAUAUUUAAAUACUGAAAUCAA
Molecule: messenger RNA, 754 nt
Organism: Gadus morhua (Atlantic cod)
Lineage: Eukaryota; Metazoa; Chordata; Actinopteri; Gadiformes; Gadidae
Product: cytochrome c oxidase subunit 8A, mitochondrial
Exons: 2
Coding region: 322-534 (70 amino acids)
Biological process (GO): mitochondrial electron transport, cytochrome c to oxygen
Cellular component (GO): mitochondrion; respiratory chain complex IV
Source: RefSeq, a predicted model, not a curated record